Myripristis murdjan (pinecone soldierfish) is the source of this 4753-nucleotide messenger RNA. RefSeq names its product Fas-activated serine/threonine kinase (gene fastk). Gene Ontology annotation, cellular component: ribonucleoprotein granule; mitochondrial matrix. The transcript is spliced from 14 exons. NCBI's taxonomy places the organism in Eukaryota, Metazoa, Chordata, Actinopteri, Holocentriformes, Holocentridae. Bases 1 to 3459 code for a protein of 1152 amino acids. Gene Ontology annotation, molecular function: RNA binding. Gene Ontology annotation, biological process: mitochondrial RNA processing; regulation of mitochondrial mRNA stability. The record is from RefSeq and is a predicted model, not a curated record.
AUGAUAUCCCAAAGGAGCUCCUGCGGAGGAGACACCGAGGAACUCGUGCGGGUGUUAACAGCAGUGGCGGUUCUAGACCAGUUUUACUGGAGGGGCCUGGCUGGGGCCAGGGGUUUUGCUCUGACUAAACCAGAACCUGAACCUGAGGCUGAGGCUGAAGCUGAGCUCCGCCUGCAGCCUCCAGGGGGCGACAGGAGGACUCCUCCGCCGCGGAGAGCCAGCAAGAGAAGAAGAUGCACUGUUGCAUGCCGGGAAGCGCAAGAUGGCGUCGGCCGGGUGUGUGGAGGAGUGAAGCGGCCGCACCGGGCCGGACUGACCGCGGACACUUGGAGCCCCAGAGAGCAGAGAGCCGUUCGUCCAUUCAGCAGAGCGGAGCGCAGCAGGUCACACAGCGAUGAGACAGACAGCGGGCUGACAGCUCCUCGGUCACACCGCUCAGCAGACCUCAGAUCAGCCCGCAUCUGCGUUUACUGCCGGGACGGAGACCCGCAGCCGGCCCGGGGUGAGACGUUAGUUAGUGUGACGACACCAGGUGAGACGUUAGUUAGUGUGACGACACCAGGUGAGACGUUAGUUAGUGUGACGACACCAGCCGAGCCCACCUCCCUCCCCGCCCCCCCCACCCCACCGCUCUGUCCGUCGUCAUGUACGCCACUCGCCUCUACAGCGCCGCGGGGGGGGGAGGGGGAGGAGCAGGAGGAGGGGGAGGGGGAGCGGGUGGUAAGACGGGUCGCAGGGCGGGUCUGGCCGUGCUGGAGACCCCCCACCCCCCGCACCCCCACCACCCCCACCUCUCCCACCACCCCCACCCGGCCCCGCCCCCGCCCGCCUACCCGCUGUACCAAGGCCGGCCCGACGCCCACCGGGGGGCGCACUUCCACGGCCACCACCACUACCACGCCCACCCGCAGCCCGCCCACCUGGCCCCGCCCCCGCCCCCCCCUGCCCCCCCACCCCCACUACCAGCACCACGCCCACCUGCACUCGUACGGCGGGGGCGGCGUCCCGGCCGGAGCCGCCGGCGGCAAGAAGAAGACGUGGAACUUCAUCCACGAGAAGAUGAGCUACGACACGUUCUUCACCAUGAAGCGUCUGAUCGAGCGCUCGCGGCGUCCCGACGAGGUGCUGCGCUGGGUCACGCAGAACCCCGCCAAGAUCUCCCACAACCACUACCCCGUCGCCCUGCAGAAGAUCGGCCAGCUGCUGCAGGCCUCGCCGCCGCCCGGCGCCCCCGACAACAUGGCCGCCGCCGGGGCGGGGGGCGGGGGCGGGGCGGGGGAGGGGGGCGAGGAGAGCGACGGGCGGCAGAUCCUGGAGCAUCAGGACUUCCAGACGCUCUGCGACGCCAUCGUCAGCGACUGCGCCAAGUUCGACAACUUCAGCAUCGUCAACUGCCUGUACGCCGUGGCGGCGCUCGGCCUGCCCAGUGACUCCCAGGUGGUGCAGGUGCUGGAGGCGGAGUCUCAGUCGCGGCUGGGCCAGUUCAACCAGAAGGACGUGUCCAUGGUGUUCAGCUCCAGCAUGAAGCUGCACCCGGGCAGCCAGCACCCGCUGACCGAGGCCUGCCUGGCCGGCCUGGAGAAGAACCUGGAGCGAGAGCGCCACCCGCAGACGCUCUUCCUGCUGCUGUCCUACUACAGGCUCAAGUGGCGCCUGCUGCAGCCGCAGGACACCGCCACCGCCACCGGGGGCGCUGCCGCCACCGCCGGCGUGCCUCCGAACCCCGAGCAGCUGCUGGCCAACAGGAAGAUCCUGCGGCUGGUGAAACACACACUAGCCAGCGUUAGUGGCGUCCGUGACCAGGAGAUGGCGCUGCUGGACGAGAUGCUGGCAGCGUGCGCCCGCGAGGCCAGCAACAAGAGUCUGGAGCUCAUCUUCAGCUCGCACCUCUUCUACCAGAACAGACAGGAGAGGUUCAUCAGCAGCCUGGCAGAGGAGUUGCCUAAGAAAGUUGACAGCAUCACGCCGUACACGAUGGCUCUGAUCGCCAAGUACAUCGCUCGCCACCGGCUGAGAGAGACGCGGCUGCUCGACACCAUCGCCGACUUCCUGGUGAAGAAGGCGGAGUAUCUGGACAGCAAGGUGAUCCAGAAGCUGGUGUUCCCGUUCAGCAGGAUGAGUUACCGUCCGUCCAGCGAGCGCCAGUUCUUCUCGCGGCUGGAGGAGGUGGUGGAGCUGAAGGCGCUCAGCUCUCCUCUGGCCACCGUCAACAUCCUGAUGUCUCUGUUCCAACUGGGCCACUUCCCCGGCCUGGUGCUGCACCGCGUCUUCUCCUCCGCAUUCAUCAGCAACGUCACCAACAGCCCCUACGCUCUGAUCGUCCGCCGCUACCUGUCGCUGCUGGACGCCGCCAUCGAGCUGGAGUACCGCGAGUACAGCGGGCCGCGGCUGCAGGACGCCCACAAGGUCCUGAUGUUCGACCACGCCCUGACCGCCGACGAGGUCAACCGCAAGUACAGUUAUAAAGGUCUGGUGGCUGAGGCUCUCAGACAGCUGGUGGGAGAGCAAAACUACAAACAGGAUGAAGUCCUCGCCCCGGGAUACUACACAGACUUUGUGUUGUGGAUGGAUGGUUCCGGUCGGGUUCUGCCCAUCAGAACUGGAACCGGUCUGGCUCUCAGCAUCGUCCCGCCCUCCUGCGUCGCCGCAGCGUCCAAACCGGCUGAGGGGACGGUUACCGUGGCGACUCUCACCUCUGACUUCCAGAAGUUCUCUCCCUUCACGGCGUUGGAGGAAGGCUCAGAGCAGCGCCAGGGGGGCGAGGUGCUGGGCGGGGCCCCGGACCCCGGCGCCUUCCUCCCCCACCACAUCCGCGGCGGCGCGGGGAGCGGCGCCACCUCGGGGGCCCGGCCGGGAGCCAACGGGGGCGGACCUCUGGACUACAGCCCCUACUACGUCCCCGCCGCAGAGUACUACUCCAGCCUGGCCAAGGAGCACUCGCUGGAGAGCCAGGACAGCUCCACGCUCAGCAGCCCCCCCUCUGACGGCCUGGCCCAGCCCGGGGCCGCGGGGCCGGGCGGGGCCGCCGCCCCGGACUCCCUCUUCCAGUUCUCCAUAGGCAAAAUCCUGGAGGACGAGGGGGGGGCGGGGGCCCCGGGCAGCCAGGGGACGGACUGCGAGCUGCCGGCUUUCUACGAGGGAGUGUCGUACUCCGAGGGGCCCGGGGCCGACGUGGGACCCUCGUCGCCCCUCCAGCUCCGCCCCCCCGAGCGGCCCGACGGCGACAGCACCUCGGCCGACCAGAGACAGAUCAGGAGGGUCAUCAUGUCCGUCAAUGAUAAGUGGCAUUACUGCCAUAACUCGGAGGUGCUGGUGGGCUCCCGCGCCAUGAGGGACCGCCACCUGAGGCUGCUGGGAUACGUCAUCCUGCAGCUGCCGUACCACGAGCUGGAGAAGCUGAACGGCAUCGAGGAGGUGAAGCAGUACCUCCACAAGAAGCUGCUGGACGUCCCGUUAUGACAGCAGAGCCGCCAUGUGAGAGUGUGUGAGAGUGUGUGUGCCGUUACGGCCGUUUGGGGUUGGUAGUUUGAAUCCUGUCAGUUUGUUAGCAUAGCACUCGGCUCCUAGCGAAAGGAAUUUCUCUCCCUGCCGCUCCGAGGAGCUGAGCGCUGCUGUGUGUGUGUGUGUGUGUGCGUGUGCGUGUGUGUGUGCGUGUGCGUGUGCGUGCGUGCGUGCGUGCGUGUUUGCGUGUGUGUGUGUGCGUGUGUGUGUGUGCGUGUGUGUGUGUGUGUGUGUGUGGACACAGCAGCGCUCAGCUCUUCACUUCCUGCUCGUGACAUCUGACCCCAGGUCAGCACAGCCUGUACUGCAGAGGUCAAAGGUCAGGUGGGACACAACUGCCACACACACACACACACCAGGCAGCUGAUGGCGGCCAUGUUGGAUGAGUCCAUGUGUCAGAGCUGCUUCAGACCUGUUUGUUUGUUUUGUUUUAUUUUGUUUUGUUUGUUUGUUUGUUUGUUUGUUUGUUUUGUUCCAUAUGCAGCUGAGAUGUAACAUUUGACACUAAAUGAAACUGUGUGUGUCUCUGUGUGUGUGUGUGUGUGUGUGUGUGUGUGUGUGUGUGUGUGUGUGUGUGUUGUGUCUCCUGCCUGGCGGUGCGGGGCGUGGCAGGGCGUGGCGGGGGGCGGAGCCUGUGUGGGUGAAUAUAUCGGGGUGUGUUAGGGGUCAGUCCCUUUUUCUAUUGUUUGGUUAACAGUGGUACUGCAUGUGUGGGCCGUGGUGUUGGGGGAGGGGGGGUGGGGGGGGGCUCAAACAGCUGUUUCUAUCUGAGGACUUUCCUCCAUGUGGGGCGGGGCGGGGCGGGCGGGGGGCGGGGCUAAGUGUUUUAUAACCUCAGAGCGCUGUGGACGAAGACGAGGAUGAGGACGUUGUACCUGCUGUCCUCGGCUACGGGACGUCCCAGUGUGACUGAAUCUGACCUCUCUGAGGAGAGCAGGGGCUGAUGGGUAUUGUAGUUCUCCCUGAGUGCACAGGAGAGGGGGCGGAGCCAAGCGUCACCGUGGUAACGCUGUGCCAAAGGCGUCGUGACGUCAGGAGCUCUUCUGACUUCAGCUUGGUGAUGAACAUGUCGGGGUCAAGGGUCAAGAUUAUUUAUUACUGCAGCAGGAGGUGGAGGUGAUGAAGACGACGAUGAUGAUGAUGAUGAUGAUGAUGAUGAUGAUGAUGGACAGAUGGGCAGACGGGUGGGAAAGCUUGUUUAUAUUCUAUAUAAAUCUAUUAAUUGAAAUGUCUAUAUAAAAUCUAAAACAAA